CCAGUCAGCAGGGAGUGCACUAUUGAGACGGAGAGGUUCUUCCACUUCCAGGAUUUAAAGUCAUCCUGCUUCACCACUUUGGGCACAGGCAGCCUUUGCAGCAACCGGUGGAUCACCUUGAAAAUCAGAGCGAACACCAGCACUGACUUGCCUGGGUGACGCUUCAGCACAGGAACCAGGGCGUCCAUCCUGUCCUCUGCUCUCCCUCCCUUCUCUGUACGCUUGCUCUUACUCUCUACAGCUUCCUCUCUUUGUCUUUUCCCCUCUUUUCGAUUUUCCACGCUCCUGUAAACGUCUCGUGGUGUCAGUGAUGGACAGAUUUGCACGGUAUCAGAUGGGGCAGGGCAGGGGAGUCGCUACUGCAGCUGCGAGAGAUGAUCUUCUGUUUUUAAUAAAGUUUUAACUAAGUUUCUAAGAGCUGAGUGUCCGAUUUACGCUGCAGCCUUUUUUUCUUCUCACGUUGUAAGCGCCCAGAGUCCGUGGUGGAGAUUAUCGUAACAGGUCAAUCCAACGUAACAAUGUUUGUCUUCAAGCAGCGCCUUCUGAUUGUAUGUGUUGCCGCCCUUAGCCCGCUCGUCUGUGCAGAAUGAAGAGUGGGAGUGGCGGUGAGGGGUGGGCGGUGCUGCUGCGCCGUUUAAAAAUAAAAACAAGGAGGGACAAAGAUGUGAUCACGUUACACAAGUAAUCACAGAGCAGGGCUACCGAAACGAGAUUUUAGCUGGCCCCUUUGCAGCCCAGUGGAGGAAAAGGAAGUGAGUAAAACUUGUCAGGAACAGCUAAGACCCUCCACACAUUACCAUCCGCACCACAGAUGCCUCUGUGAAAUAUACAUCCACGAGUAUGAGCUCCAAGUGCAAGAAGACAACACCAAGUUCAGCAGCAGCUCAAGGAGGGAGAAGGAAAUAAAUAUCAAAGGGGAAAAGAAGACCUCCAAGCCUACAAUGGGGCCCUCAGCAGUUCUGAUGAUCACAGCCACCACAUCUUAGAAGGAGACAGUAUCACCACCACCACCCUCAACAGAUAAUACUUUUAAAAAGAAGCUACUGUGUUAAUUGGACAUGAGUUUGCCCCCUAUAUCAAGAAACACAUACAGAGUAUGGGCUGCAAAAUAAAAACAACACCACUAGAUGGAAGCAAAGGCUCAUGUGAAGAACGAGCAUUUCCUUCAGACUGAUGCUGUUUUUCAGCUCAGUGACUCCGAGUUCUUCAUCAAACCACUUGGGGGCAUUUCUCCCCAAUAAACUCCAGGAAGACCCAUCUCGUUGAUGAUGAUGUGAUGAUGUUGAGAUGUACUAGAAAAUUCCCUGUCAUUAGUAAGGCCGCAAUUCCUUUCAUAAAAUGAUUCCAAAAUGUUCAAGUUACACUGCUACACAUGUGUAUUUAUGUGUGACUCAGAAAGAUAAAUAAAAGAGAAAGACUGGUCAAUAGGUCUAGUGCUCCAAGUGUGAAACUUGAAACAUGAACCAUAUAAUUAAUCUGCGUACAUCAGUUGAGUACAGGCUUCUCUGUAACAAGACACUUUGCAGUUAGAGAGAGAAAUGUAACUUAAUACCAUCUCUUGUUUUUCCUGGUUACCUCAACGUGCAUUUUGUUGUAGUGUGAGACAAUGAGAGUCUUUUGCUUUCAUAGUUUUAUCACCUGAAACCUCACAGAAUCAAGUUUCCAAAGAAACAGCUCAGGAUUUCUGACAGAAGGUGUUAUUGCAUCCAAGCCACAGCAAACACCAAACUGUUUAGAAGGUCUCCCGAUAUCAUUUGAUGUGUUUGAGACAGGAAUCUUUGUGCCUGGCUCAGCACAAUAUUGAUCUCGGGGUGAUUUUUCUUUCUCCUGAAGGCUGUUGAGAAACGGCUAUACUGUGGAGACUCUGCAAGUCUGCAAGAGGGGAAAUCUACGGGUUAAUUGAGCUGCAGCAACUGCUUCGUAAAUAGCCAAACAAAAGUAGGUUUGUCUUGUUCAGAGACAGAUUCUGUUUCGUUCUCAAGCAGUAAUGUAACUAAUUGACAUUGAUUAAAUACAUUUAUUAUAUCCAUACACUGUGUUCCUAACCCCCAAUCUAUAAGGUUUAAACUAGGAGUAACAUCUAGUGAACAGUGAAAAACUUACAGAGUAAAAAAAGUGCCACACACACAUAUAGAAAUAUAGACUGUAUGCUCACACACACAUGUUGGCUAGAGAGAGAGAGAGAGAGAGAGAGAGAAAGCACAGUAGUUAAUAAUAUUACCAACAAUUCAUUCAUUUUAUUAAUUGCACCUGUGCUUUUCCUUGUCUGUGAAAAAGGCCUAUGAGUUAAUGAUGAGAGAGAGCGAGGUGAAAGCAUCGAUGUGAGGAAACAACUUUCUGUCAAGUCUUAAGAAAUCUCUAAAGAUGAAUAGUUCAUACUUGAGGUUCAGCAUCAGUCUUCACUAUCCAAGACAGUGCAUUCCAGGUUACUGACUAUUGUGUCUUGAGACAGAACACAGCAGCACAAGGACAAAUAUGUCACUGAACUGGUCUGAGGAGUGCCACACAUUCUGCAAGUCUCCUGUAGGCGCUGCUUUGCUGAGAUAUUAUAUCCCUGAGAAAGAGAAAACUACUGUUUGUUAAACCCUCUCCUCGCUUAUCUUACCUCCACCUAACUUCAUUUUGAAAACUGCAAAUUGUAGAGAAAAGGUUAAAUUACAUGAAUAAUGACUGUUUGUGGUGAUAUAUCAUAAUUUCAGAUUGAUGAUAAUAGUGGAGGUACUUCAGCACAAAACAGAGCAGGCUUUGUCACAGCACAAAGCAUUUAUUAUCCCCAUGGCAGAGGGGAAACAGUGCUCAUGCAGCCCUCUUCCUGCUUAUCUCAGACAAGAGGAAGGCACUUUAUAAUCACCAGGCGUCUGGAUGUCAGACUACAGUAUCUGAAGUCCAUGCUCUAGUCGUUUCCUGUCACAAAUGUUAGACAACACUGUGCUGAAUACAUUUUUGGCAUGCCAGUACUAAGAUGACAUACAAUGUACUAGAAAAGCACUUUGUAACCUAAAAUACUCAGUCACUUUUCAAAAAGGAAAUUAUAUUGGUUGGAUGUGAUCUUUUCUUUGUCAUGACGACAGACUUCAAACUGGAUUGCUGUUAGUUGAAAAAGUGGAAAUUGUAAAAUCAAGCAUAACAAAAUAAAACCAAUUAUUUGCCGAUAUAUUCUUUGUUGAUAUCUUUGGUUUGUUCAGUGUUCACUGUGGCUGCACAACUUUACAUUUCAUGAUGUCCUGACUACAUAUCUGACCUAUAGUGUAUUUGUGUUUAAACUACUGUCUAUACUGUAUUUAUCUGAUCUAGUAAAUACCCCAUAUUCAUAUCAUACCUCCAGCUGUUUUUCUCUGUAUAUAAUGUCUUACUAUUUCCAUCACUUUACAGUGCCAAGAAAAAAUAUGUAAGCCCCUGGAUUGCUUUGCACACUUGCAUCAUAAAAUGUGGUCUGACACUGACAAAUUCACAGUAAUGGACAAGCUUCAUCUGCCUGAAAAAGUUAAAACAUUUGCAUGUUGGUGUAUAUAUUUAACUAUUUGCUUGAACAUUGAAAGUCAUGUUGGAAAAAGAAAGUGAAACCUUGUUUUUUGGUAACUAUCUUUCUUGCACAUGUUGAUCAUAGCUCCACAUUGGCCAGGCGAAUUUUCGACAAUUUUACUACUUAUUUUGUGAUUUCAGGAAUGUCUUUCGUGAAUGUCUCUCUUCAGUUCAUGUCACAUAAUCUCAAUUGAUUUGAAGGCAAGAUUAAUUUGAAACUUUAAAUUAAUCUAAGCCCACAGUUCAUUUUUCAAUGUGUUUAGGGGCACUUUCACGUUAAAUCUCCCAACUUCCCAAAUAUAGAUCACUUUAUUUUUGUUGGCACUGCUUAGCUGUACCAAAUAUUGUGCCUAUUGCAACAUGCUGCACAUUUUUCACUUUGUAUAUUCCUUUAUAGACAUGUCUUCCCCUUACUGUUAAUCCUAUAUACUAUAUUUAUUCUACAAACAAAACAUUGUGUUAAUGUCUCUAAAAUCCUUUACUCUGUGACUGAAAACAUUCAUUAAAAUAUAGUAGGCUCCUGUUGUAUUUUGCAGGAGAGUUUUUACUUCGCCUAAUUUUGUCCCUCGUCGCUUCCUGCAGUAGUUGGGACGGGUUGCCUGGAGACGGCGGAAACGUUUGGGAGCAGCGAUGGAGAAGUAUGAGAAAAUCAAAGUUGUCGGAAGAGGAGCUUUCGGGAUCGUUCACCUGUGCCGCAGGCGCAGCGACGGGGCCUUUGUCAUCCUGAAGGAGAUCCCAGUGGAGCAGAUGUCACGAGACGAACGUCUGUCGGCUCAGAACGAGUGUCAGGUCCUGAAACUGCUCAACCACCCGAAUAUCAUAGAGUACUAUGAGAACUUCCUGGAAGACAAGGCCCUGAUGAUAGCUAUGGAGUAUGCACCAGGUGGAACUUUGGCUGAUUACAUACAGAAGCGCUGUAACUCUCUGCUGGACGAGGACACUAUCCUUCACUUCUUUGUACAGAUCUUACUUGCUCUGUAUCACGUACACAACAAACUUAUCUUGCACAGAGACCUUAAGACACAGAAUAUUCUUCUUGACAAGCACCAGAUGAUCGUCAAAAUCGGUGACUUUGGCAUCUCCAAAAUCCUCGUCAGCAAGAGCAAAGCUUACACGGUGGUCGGUACCCCAUGUUACAUCUCCCCAGAGCUGUGUGAGGGAAAGCCGUAUAACCAGAAGAGUGACAUCUGGGCUUUGGGCUGUGUGCUCUAUGAGCUAGCUAGUCUUAAGAGAGCCUUCGAGGCUGCUAAUCUACCUGCGCUUGUUCUGAAGAUCAUGAGCGGAACAUUUGCUCCGAUUUCAGACCGGUACAGCCCAGAACUUCGACAGCUGAUCCUCAACAUGCUCAAUCUGGAUCCAUCCAAACGACCUCAACUCAAUGAAAUAAUGGCUCUUCCUGUAUGCAUCAGGCCCCUGCUCAAUCUCUACACGGAUAUAGGCAAUGUCAAAAUGCGCAGGAUUGAGAAACCACUGUCUGCUGUGCAUACUGGUCCUCAUGGUAGACCAGGAGGGAGAGUUCCCUCAAACAGGUCCAGAGAUGGAUCUGUCGGUUUAGGACCAGGGAAGGUGCAUUCCCUCCCGCUGUCAGCGGUGUACACGUGGGGAAGUGGAAUCUCAGCGCCUCUCCGCCUGCCGAUGCUCAACACCGAGGUGCUUCAAGUGUCUCUGGGCCGCACUCAGAAGAUGGGGGUGACCAGGUCUGGCCGUCUGAUUACAUGGGAGGCUCCAUCAGUGGGCUCCGGUGAGGCCAGUCUGCCCGGUGCGGUGGAGCAGAUGCAGCCUCAAUUUAUUUCACGUUUCCUUGAGGGUCAGUCUGGAGUCACCAUCAAGUCUGUGUCCUGUGGUGAUCUUUUUACCAUCUGCAUGACAGACAGAGGCAUUAUCAUGACGUUUGGAAGUGGCAGCAACGGCUGUCUAGGACACGGUAACUUCAAUGAUGUUACACAGCCCAAGAUAGUCGAGGCGCUCCUCGGCUACGAGCUGGUUCAGGUGUCAUGUGGUGCUUCCCACGUACUCGCUGUGACCAAUGAAAGAGAAGUAUUUGCCUGGGGAAGAGGAGACAAUGGUCGCCUCGGGCUAGGCACCCAAGACACGCACAACUCUCCGCAGCAGGUGUGUUUACCUGGGGAAUUUGAGGCCCAGAGGGUGGUGUGUGGAGUCGACUGCUCCAUGAUUGUCAGCACCCAGUACAGCAUUGUGGCAUGUGGAAGCAACAGGUUCAACAAGCUCGGGCUGGAUAAGAUAACAACUGGAGAGGAACCAAAUCCCUCGAAUCAGUUGGAAGAAGUCAAUUCUUACUCUCCAGUCCAAUCAGCCCCACUCAACAGUGAGAAGAUUGUUCACAUUGACAUUGGGACAGCCCAUUCUAUUGCUGUUACAGAGAGGGGUCAGUGUUUUACCUUUGGCAGCAACCAGCACGGUCAGAUGGGCUGUAGCUCCCGUCGUAGCAGCCGUGUUCCCUACCCGGUGCCCGGGCUGCAGGGCAUCACCAUGGCUGCCUGUGGAGACGCUUUCUCCUUAGCUAUCGGAUCUGAUGGGGAGGUGUACACCUGGGGAAAGGGGGCCCGCGGCCGCCUCGGAAGGAAAGAAGAGGAUUCUGGGAUACCCAAGGUGGUGCAGCUCGACGAGAGUCACCCGUUCACGGUGACAUCGGUGGCUUGUUGUCAUGGCAACACUCUGCUGGCAGUGAAACCUUUGCUUGAGGAACCUGUCCCGAGAUGACGAACCCACACCCACUCAGCGGUCGCCCUGAAGCCCAUCUGUGGCAUAAGGUGAAGCUUCCUCUGGAUAUAACUCUUCCCAGAGGCCCCCGUCUGUGCUGCCGUUGAAAGAUUUCCUUUCACGCCGCAGCUGCACCCUCAAAUUCUCACUUGGUCUUCCUCUCUCUGUUUUUUUUCUCUCUCUCUCUCUCUCUCUCUCUCUCUCUCUCUCUCUCCAGGAAUGAAUGUCUGUUUCAUUCUGCGUUUUGAUAUCAUGCAGCAAAGCACAGAAAAGGUGAAACCCUGUGUGUUUCAGCAGGUGUAUCUCUCACCAGGUUAGUUAAAAAGAAUGUUGCAACACUGUUACCGGAGAUGGGUUACAGGAAGUCAUUAGGCAGCUUUCAUGUUGCGAGCUAUUGUCCUCUCUCUCAUGCAGAGUUAGCAUGAUAAAGGCCAGUAACAGUCAAACUGGUUUGAGCUCUCUUAAGCCACUGGUGAAUGAGACGACACAAUGCAGAGAAACGAAAGGAACGAAAGCCACUUGAGUGUCAUCAGUCGAAUGAACCUAACACAAUAAUCUCCAUCGCAUUGUCAGCGCUCACAUUGUGCUUUAUUGGAUUAGUCCUCCAAUGCAUUUGUAACACAGCAGAUAACGAUGUGUUUUUCAGGGGUCAACAACGUCUUUAAGACUUAAUGACUGUGUCCGAAAUAACUCCCUUGUUCGCUCGUUCACUCGUUCACUACUCCCUAUAUAAUAGCCACUUAGUUUACUCUGCAGGGAGCCGUAAAUAUCGACAUGUAUGAAUCAUCUAAUUUCUUUCUUCUUCACUGACAUUCAUGUAGUUUGGCUAAUUGUAUUUGUAAGCAGAAAGUAUUGUAAAAUAAGAAAAGGUAUAACUUUAUUUGUCAUGAGGGAAAUCGUUGUGCAGCAGUUGCAAUACAAAGUCAGAAAGAGUGCAACAGCAACAACAACAACAACAAAACUAGAAAUAUCAAAAAACAUACAAAAUCUAAAGUAUAGGCAAUACCAAAAUAUGAACAAGGUUGACAGUAGGGAUCAUAAGUUGCUCAUAUACUUGGACACUAUUGUUUUUGUUGCAUUGUAUGUUAAUUUGGGGCACUAUUUAUAGAGCAUAGAUGUCACACUCUCACACUUUGGACACUCGAAGAAAAUGGUAGACAGCGAAUAAAGUGCACUAUACAAUAAAUGUGUUGUAACUCACAGAAAUGCGUAUUAUAUUUAAAAUGAGAUGGUACUGUGUAAACUGUAUUCAUAAGAUGACCUAGACUGUUAACUGUAAAUGUGGUGGAAGAGGAACUCAGACCUUCAAUAAGUAAAAGCACAUAAGUAUUUGCAUCAAAAUAUAGAAGUAAAAUGACUCAUUAUGCAGAAUGGCACUUUUCAGAAUAAUAUAU
Molecule: messenger RNA, 7637 nt
Organism: Anarrhichthys ocellatus (wolf-eel)
Lineage: Eukaryota; Metazoa; Chordata; Actinopteri; Perciformes; Anarhichadidae
Gene: nek8
Product: NIMA-related kinase 8
Exons: 17
Coding region: 4153-6243 (696 amino acids)
Biological process (GO): animal organ morphogenesis; protein phosphorylation
Cellular component (GO): cilium
Molecular function (GO): protein kinase activity; ATP binding
Source: RefSeq, a predicted model, not a curated record